AUGGCUGCCGCACACGGGUCAACGACUCCCCCUCCGCCCUCCCGCAUCCACAGCCCUCCAACUCCACGCCUCGGAUACCAAGACAACUGGGAGCCAUUCACUCCUCGCAAAUCCGCCCGAAUUUCUGAACAGCGCGCAAACCGAACUCCUUCACCCGGCGCAUCUCGCCAACCACGAUCACCACGCACAGUCAAGAAGACCAAGUCCGUCGCUACCCCGAUGCCUUCUCCGCAAAAGAAGCGCCAGCCUGCUCUUGACGCUGUGCGUCGUGCUCCUAUCAACAUGGGCGAAAGUUCUCAAGCCGCUCUCAGCAGACCUGCCUCUUCGGCCAUUCGAUCAGCUGGCAUGCUUCCCACGCCUUCCAAGACUCCUCAGAAGCCCCCUAAUGAGAAAACUGCCGCCAACAUCAAGUCCGUCGCCCGCAAUCUCUUUGCCGAGUCUGAAGUGAUUGCCAGCCCUAAGAAGCGACGCACCAAGAAGUACACUGGCAUUUCCAUGGAGAGCUUCACUGCGGAGGAGAUUGAAGACCCUAUCGAAAUUUUCACCGACACUCGGGAUCGCAUCCCUACCCGAGAUGAGAGUAGCAACCCUUUCUUCGGCGACGCCCCAGAGCCCGAGCCCAGCAAGCGAGGCAAGCGCAAGGUCAAGGUUCCCGGAGAGGGUAUCAAGACUAUUGACGAGGCAUCUCGCCGCGAAGACGGAAUGGUUUACGUAUUCCGUGGAAAGAAGUUCUUUCGCAAGUUUUCUGAAUAUGAGGCAGAGGAUUUGGAUGAACUCCAAGCCGAUGAGGAAGAUGUCGAGGCUUACCUUAACCGACCUCUUACUCGUGCUUCCAUCAAGCCUCGCCUUCUUUUCCAAAAGACAAAGACAAUGGAGGAGAUUGAAGAGGAAGAGGCUGUGACUGACGUCGAGGAUGAGCUGGAACAAGAGCAAGCACCAGAGAUUGUUCCCCAGACACCACAAAAGUCUCGAUCCAAGGAGCGUGCCAGCACUCCCGAAGCACCCAAGCUUCCCGUGUCACCACCAGACACUCGCCGAAUUACGCGAUCCAUCAACAAGCUUUUGGACGAGGGAACGCCCAUCAAGGCCCCUGGGCAACGAAGCCCAUUCGACUCCUGGCGACGAACCAAGGAGCCCAACAAAGAGUCACGCAAGCGAGCGGGCGAAUCGCUCAGCCCAACGGAAGCCAAACGCACCCGAGUUUAA
Fusarium keratoplasticum is the source of this 1206-nucleotide messenger RNA. RefSeq lists its product as uncharacterized. The record is from RefSeq and is a predicted model, not a curated record. The transcript has 2 exons. Bases 1 to 1206 code for a protein of 401 amino acids. Lineage: Eukaryota; Fungi; Ascomycota; Sordariomycetes; Hypocreales; Nectriaceae.